CCGUCCCGGCUCUGAUCCGAGCACCGCCCGCCCGCCCGCCGGCUGGCCGCACGCACUCGACACGCGGUCCGCCACGGCCAUUCCACGGCGGAUCUCCACCCAACUCCUCCAUCCCCUUCCACCAAUUCCACCGGCCGUGUGUUCCUCCGCCUACCACUACCAGCCGCGGCACACCGCCCCUCCUCGCGCCUGGAACCCCGCCGGAUUUCCCCAAACCCAGCUGACGGCCGGACCCCGCGGACCACCGCCAAAUCUCCCCCCACCAAAUCAGCCGGGCCAGCCGGGGCCGACGCGACGCUAUCCGCGGCCGCUGCAGCCGCAGCCGCAGCCGCCUGAGAUGGAGCUGGCGUCGAGCGACCUCGCGACGCUGGGCGCGGCGGAGCUGGUCCGCGCCUCCGCCUCGAUCCCGCGCGCGGCGCCGCGCACCUUCGCGCUCCUCACCGCCUGCCUCGUCUUCCCGCUCUCCUUCGCCGUGCUCGCGCACUCCCUCUUCACCCACCCCGUCGUGCGCCGCAUCCAGAGCGCCGGCUCCGGCGCCCGCUCCGCGCAGUGGCUCGAGCUCUUCGCCUACCAGUUCCUCUACCUCAUCGUCCUCUUCACCUUCUCCCUCCUCUCCACCGCCGCCGCCGUCUUCACCGUCGCCUCGCUCUACGCCAGCAAGCCCGCCUCCAUCUCCGCCUCGCUCACCGCGCUGCCCCCAAUCCUGCCCCGCCUCCUCCGCACCUUCCUCUGGGUCUCCCUCCUCAUGCUCGCCUACCACCUCGUCUUCGCCCUCGCCGUCCUCCUCCUCAUCGUCAUCUUCAUCCCCAACGGCGCCUCCGAGUCCACCCCUCCCUCCAUCUCCUUCGUCCUCUUCCUCAUCGUCGUCGUCUUCGUCUUCCUCGGGAUCCACGUCUACAUCUCCGCGCUCUGGCACCUCGCCAGCGUCAUCUCCGUGCUCGAGCCGGUCUGCGGGCUCGCCGCCAUGGCCAAGAGCAAGCAGCUGCUCCAGGGGCGCACCGGCAUCGCCGCCACCCUCGUUGUCUCCUACUUCGCGAUCUGCGGCGUCACCUCGUUGCUCUUCCGUGCCGCCGUCGUGAAGGGUCGCGGCGAGGAGGGGAGCUUCGGCCUGGCCUUGCCCGGGCGGCUGCUCGUCGGCGCCGUGCUGGUGUGCGUCCUUGUCUGUGUCAAUUUGCUGGGAUUGCUGGUGCAGAGCGUGUUCUACUACGCUUGCAAGGCCUUCCACAACCAGGAGAUUGACAGGUCCGCAUUGUACGAGCACCUCGGAGGGUACCUUGGGGAGUACGUCCCGCUCAAGAGCAAUAUCCAGAUGGAGAACCUUGAGGUUGGAGCUUAGAGGAAGGGAUUUAUUUUUCCGUAAUUUUCAACCUUCCUGGUAUUACAAACUUUGUAGUUAGUGUUAGGCCUUUCUCGUUGGUAAACUAUAUCUGGACUCGGAUGAAUGUUGUUAUGAAAACGAUACUGCCAUUCACAUGGAGCUUUAAGUGAAAAG
Messenger RNA from Panicum hallii, 1492 nucleotides. RefSeq lists its product as uncharacterized. The transcript is spliced from 2 exons. Lineage: Eukaryota; Viridiplantae; Streptophyta; Magnoliopsida; Poales; Poaceae. Bases 338 to 1336 code for a protein of 332 amino acids. The record is from RefSeq and is a predicted model, not a curated record.